GCUCUUGACGGCAGCAGGACUGUUCGUCUCAAAUCUUCCGACUGUGCAUGCGUAUUAUUGUCAGUAUGAUAGUUUUGGAUACGAACAGUGUUCUCUGCUUUCGCCUGGCGCUCGGAUUGGCAUUGGCAUCGCCAUAGGGGUCGCUGGCUUCCUCCUCAUCCUCGCUGUGCUAGCCAUGCGUCAGCGUCGGAUUCGCAGGGCGAACCUCGCUUAUAUCAACAACGCCGGUGAUGUGCCUCAAGCCUACCCUAUGCAAGGAUCGCCUUAUGUGCAGCCCAAUACAAACCCUGGGUACCUUCCUGGUUACACCACUCAAUUGCCACAGUACCCGCAGUAUCCCCAGUAUCCAGCCCCGGCGGCACACGAUGGCUAUGACCCUCGCAGUGGAUUUGCCCCGGCCUACCAGCCGCCUCCAAAGUAUACUGCACCUCCCGGUCUUCCUCCGUCGGCAGACAAACGUGCUUCUCUCGCUUGACGGAAUGUCGAUAUCUUGCACCUGAAUUUGGCUGAUCUGUAUCUUGUUGUGAUGUUUCGUCCCGAUCUGC
Molecule: messenger RNA, 545 nt
Organism: Laetiporus sulphureus 93-53
Lineage: Eukaryota; Fungi; Basidiomycota; Agaricomycetes; Polyporales; Laetiporaceae
Exons: 4
Coding region: 176-475 (99 amino acids)
Source: RefSeq, a predicted model, not a curated record